This is a messenger RNA of Didymodactylos carnosus, 528 nucleotides long. The record is from the annotation of a GenBank genome assembly. NCBI's taxonomy places the organism in Eukaryota, Metazoa, Rotifera, Eurotatoria, Philodinida, Philodinidae.
AUGACAGAAGUACACGUGAUCGGUUCAAUAUUGGGAGGUAGUGGCUUUCCAGAUGAAAGUUUAUUUUGCAAGUGGAAAAUACAUGCUGGUAGUGCAUGGCGUGUACUUCAAGGAGAUCAAGAAGGACAGACUCAGGUAGAUUCACCAUCACAUGAACCAACAGCGUAUUGGUGUCAUCCAAUCGAUCUCCAUUUUGCUACAAAAGGUCUUCAAGGCUGGCCAAAAAUUCAUCUACAAGUAUGGCAUCAAGAUUCCUAUGGUCGUAAUGAAUUGUAUAGUUAUGGAUUUUGUCAUAUUCCAGUAUCGCCUGGUCACCAUGAAUUAGACGUCGUUACUUGGCGACCAAAAGGUAGUCUGGCAGAAGAAUUGAAAACACAAUUUAUUGGUGGAAGUUCUCAGUUAAAGAAUCCAGAUCUUGUAUCAUCUAGCUCCGAAUUGUAUAAAUUAAGAACAAUAUCAAUGGGAAAAGUACAUUUACGUCUACAUGUUAUUGUAAGAAAUUUUGACAAAUAUGGUGUAGAGUUUUGA